GUAGACAGCUAAAAGAGAAACCAGACACACUUUGGGUUCUCUCAGUUGAGCAUAAUGUCUGUUAGGAGAACGAGCAAAGAAGAAAACCCUGAAAGCUGUGAAGAUAUCAUUGGCAAUGAAGGGAUAGGAGCUCAUCCUGGUGAUACUGAAGCAGAAUCCUUGAAACUCAAGCCCAAAAUCAAAAUGAUAACAUUUAUGAAACACAAGAAGAAUUCAAAAUCAGCAGCUACAUUCAACCCCGAAACUCCAAUAGAAGAAAACCCUGAAAGCUGUGAAGAUAUCAUUGGCAAUGAAGGGAUAGGAGCUCAUCCUGGUGAUACUGAAGCAGAAUCCUUGAAACUCAAGCCCAAAAUCAAAAUGAUAACAUUUAUGAAACACAAGAAGAAUUCAAAAUCAGCAGCUACAUUCAACCCCGAAACUCCAAUAGACUUGGACUUUAAGACCAUUGAAGGCAUAGCAGAUUCCCCUGGAGAUCCUGAAAUGGAAUGUCAGAAACACAAGCACAAAACCAAAAUAUCAGACAAAAUAAAAAUUCUGGACUUCAUGAAACGACAGAUGAAUUUAAAAUCUUCCCAUACUGUCACCCCUGAAGCUCAAUCAGUUGAUCUGGAUUUUAAUGAAAACCUUAAACAGAACCAUCUGGCUGAAGCACAACAGCAAUUGGUGGCAGCUGAGGAACGUCUCUUUGGUUCAAAUGAAGUGGCCAGUGCAGAGGAUGAGGACGACAAGCUGCAAACGGGCUAUGAAAUAUACAUGAUUCGACUGAGGAUGGCCAUCUAUGACUCCUUCAAUAAGGACAACAAGGAGACACUCAAGAGUGCUUUGACUUCCAUACUUCAAGAAGAGGCACAGGACCGACGCUGGGAGGGAGUGGCUGUGGAGCAAUGUCCAAUAUGGAGGCCCACAAAAUGCAGAGAAUUGCAUGACACACUACUCAAGGCUGUUGUUGAGGAACGAAUGAGUAAUGCAGUUGAACAAGAGAAUGGGGCAGACAAGCUUUCUACCUCUUUGAAGAGAGAAGUUUGUCGGAUAGGCAAGCAAGUACAAAAAGACCUGCUCAUUGUGGUCAGAGUGCUGAGAGUAUGUUACCCACCAGACUUUGACAUUUGCAGGAUGUAUUCUCAGCUCUACCAUCAAGCCUUCUCCACCAGACUCCAAGAGCUAGCAAAAUCGAGUAUUGAUUUUGAGGAUUGCUUGUAUAUAUUGAGUUGGAUUGUCGAUUACUACCCAAGAGAUGUGUUGGAGCACAAAGAACUGAAGGAACAUAUCAAUAAUUCAUCACUUGGACCUUUGUUACCCGAAGAACAUCUUAAGACAUUAGAGGAACAGUUCUUUUCAUACAAAGAGCAUGAGAUCACAAAGUGGUUAUGUAAUGCUCUUGAGAAAGAAGUGAUAAAAUGGAACGCUGGCACAGAACCAGAUCUCACGGAUGGAUACUACUUCAGCAACCUUGCUGUAGAUGUUCUACCACUUGUUGAUGCAACUGUGAGAGACGUCAAGUCAAUUCUUGUCUGUGAAAGUAAAGCCCAGAAUAUUCUAUGCCCGUUGGACACAUUUCUAAUAAGGUAUAUGAAAAGUCUGGAGGAACUGCUCAAAACAAAACAAGAAAACAUUCCUAAUAUUCUCAGUGCUAAUCUGGUUAGCAUUCACCAGUUUAGGUAUUAUGUACAAAGAGCUGAAAAUACUUUCUCAGAGGAGACUAGAACAGCUUGCCUGUCUACAUUAUCAGACCUAAAAUCAUUUUGUCACAAAUAUUUCCUCAGUCGAAUUCACACAGAAAUGAAGUCAAUAUACCGUAAGCUGUGGACUCAAGUCUGGUUUGCUGGUCACGAUGAAGUUGUGGAGGAGCUGGUUAAGGCACUUGAGAAUAACAUCGAUCAUUUUAAAGAGAUGAAAGCUGACUGCCUGGAGGAACUACUGGUUGAGCUGCAUAAAGAUGUAAUGGUUGAGUAUGUGAGGCGAAUGAUGAAGCAAAAACUGAAACUGAAAGACAAAGAGCAGCAAGAGGCAGCUGCUGAGUUCAUCUGCCAAGACAGCAGUAAAAUCUGCUCUGUUUUUCCCAAAUUGGGAUCCAAACAGGAGUGGCUCUCUCAAAUUCUCCUCAGAUUAGCUGAGAUUUUGAGACUGCAGGAUCCCAUGAGCCUGCAGCUUGAGAUAGUUACACUGGAAAGAGUCUAUCCUGACAUUAGUGAACAGCAUGUUCUUGCUGUCUUGAACCUGAAGAGCAACCUUUCAAAUUCAGAUUUGCGCAGGAUCAAAUUGUGUUUGAGAGAGCAUAGGGGUGCUCUAGACACUGAGUCUUCCCCUUCCUUCUUUUCCAAAGUACGUGUCAAACGGAAAAUCUUACAAAUGCCCGGUUAAUCAAUAGCUAAUGUUGCUCAUAUAAAUGUGAUGUAAACAGUGAUAAGUAAUCAAUGUUGAAUUGUUAAGUAGUUUUUAUUAUUGAGAAAACUAGCGGAUUAUAUUCUGUUACAUUUUUACUCAUUUCUAUAAUUUUCUGAAUGUUUGUCAAUGUAGCAUAUGUUGUAAACCAAAUGUACACAAAAUUAAGUUCCCCUUCUGUCACUCACUCGUCAUUGUAUCGAAUGAAGUGACACAAUGGGUCUUCCUUGGGAGCCUCGCAUACUUCUGAACUUGAGAAAAGGCCAAUAAGAAAUUGGCAGACAGAAUUUGCAUGUCCCACCCGGACAUAUGGGUAUAAAGGGAAGCGGGCAUGUGUCUGUCAGUCACAUUUUUUUUUCGGAGCCGAGCAGUUGUGCAUUAGCAAGCUCACUACUGUUCAACUCACCUCUGUGGUAGAGCACUGCUGUUGGAUCUAUGGUGCAUUUCCAGCGGUGUUCUCUCUCUGCACACUGUGCAGUCCACUCCACUGGGCGUUUCGACAGCGCUUCUGUCUAAAAGAGUGUUCUCCCUGCUAAAAGAGUUUUAUUUCUCUAAAAUAGUUUAUUUUCACUCACAAAAGAGCAAUACACUGCAGGCGUUGAAUGUCCUUUUCAGGACGCGUCUUUUUAAAGAUGCCUUUCCGCCUCUGUGUAGUUCCUGGAUGGACUUCUGAUGGUCAUAAGAGCUGCCUGGGCUGCGAUCACACGCAGGCAGCAUUUUAUGAAUGGUUCAUGUUCUCAGUGCAAAAACAUAGCCAUGGCAAUGUUGCGGUCAUGACUCCUCCCAUAUCAGGCAGGACCUACCACCGAGCCGCGGUGUCACAUGUCUGGCUUGACAACCCACGUGGUGUAUUAGCCACAUAUCACUUCUCCCUAGUCUGGGCAGGAUGUGGCCUCCGCAGGAUCUUUUCCCCCUGAAAGAAUAAGAUAGGGAAAGACUGCCUUCCCCAACACAUUUCAUACCAUUAAGAUAGCCCCAGCCGCUUCACACCCUAUGCCAGAGACAAAGAGAGAGAAACCGCACAGCUGCCGGGCUUGCUCCCAUGUUGGUCAUGUAGCACCUGUUCCCCCCUCAGGGGUGCUGGGAACCUAAGGUCUGUAUAUGACACCUUUUCUGGGGCGUUGGGGAGGGUUACGUGCGGCCGAUACAGUUGCUUCUAGCACGCAGCAUCCUGCUUGCACCUGUGUCAGCAGUUCACGUAACACAGGCUAGUGCAUGACGCUUUUGAAUUGGACCCAUUGUGUCACUUCAUUCGACACAACGUGGCACUAGACCUACCACUGUAAACGGCCGUACCUUAUUCUCAGCUCCUCAGUGCCAUAACCUGACUGACAGACACAUACCCGCUUCCAUUUAUACCGUAUGUCUGGAGUGAGACAAGCAAAUUCUGUCUGCCAAUUUCUCAUUGGCCUUUUCUCAAGUUCAGAGGUAUGCCAAGGACUCGUUCCCUCCCUCAGGAAUGUGGAGGUUACAACAGUAACUGUGACGUUUUAUUUUUAUUGAUUCAUUGUUCAUUCUAAUGUAUUUAAGCAGAGUAAAGAAUGUCUAAAGCAAAUUUAUGUAAUGCUGGAGAACUAUAUAGACAUCAAUAAUUACAUGUAUUCAUAUGUAUUAUUAAAAUCAUACUAAGAUCUAUAACAAAUUUUUCUAGCUGAUACAGUAUAUAAAAUGUUUUGCAUUUUAUUUUAUAUUCACGUUGCUACUGUUCAUUUGCAAUCUAUUUAAAUGAUGUUGAAUCAGAUUGUCUGGUUAUCCGCAGGCUAAAUAAGAAUAAUCACAUGAUGUUUGACCAGUAUUGACACACUUUCACACAUUAUGUACCAAUAGAGAGAUCUUAAAUAUUCAACAUAGACCUAGAUUAUUCAUUCUGGUUGGAAACUGCAUUAAUAGUGCUAUUUAUUUUAGUACUUAAUAAGUGACAUUACACAUUCGACCAUUAGGGAGAGCUCUGGCAGCAACUUGAUAAAAAAACAUUCUCGUAAUUGUAGGUGAUGUAGUUAUGGGCAGUGAAUGCCAGAGUGUCGAGAUGCUCCGCUAACAAUUAUAUUUAAUGUUAUAAUCUUCCUUAACUGGUUAAAUAAUUCAAAUACACUUUUCAGUUAGUUUUUACUGUAUUAAACAGAUUUUGAGUAUUAGUAAAUGUAUUAUUCCCUUGUGAAUAUAAUGUGGAAAGCCAUGAGUUGAGUGUAAUACUGUGCGAAAAGAAAAAAACGCCUCUCAGUUGACAUGUUUAAGUUGACAUUUAAAAGCUAGUUAUCAGUUCCUAUUUUCAUAGUGUGUGUGUGAGAGAGCAUGUAUUUUUCACGUUGUGGGGACCAAAUGUCCCCAUAAGGAUAGUAAAACCCGAAAUGUUUGACCUUGUGGGGACAUUUUGUCGGUCCCCAUGAGGAAAACAGCUUAUAAAUCAAACUAAAUGAUGUUUUUUGAAAAUUUUUAAAUGCUGAAUUUUUUCUGUGAUGGUUAGGUUUAGGGGUAGUUUGUAUAGGUAGUAUAUAUAGUUUGUAAAGUAUAAAAACCAUUAUAUCUAUGGAAAGUACCCAUAAAACAUGGAAACACAAUGUGUGUGUCUGUGUGUCAGUAAUGGAAAUCAUUUGGAAAGGGUUUCCCGUUUUUCUUCCCUGAAUGUCUCAAGCAAAAGGUUAAACACCACUCCUGCAUUCUACAAUAUUGUGUUUCAUUAACAUAAUUAAUGUAGAAUCUUUAUGUAUGUCUUCUCCAAAUAAGGUAAUGAUUAAUCUCAUUGUAUAAUGCAGUUAGUGUACUCUCCUUCCCAUUUUUUCAAAGAUAUCUAAUGCUGUGCUUAACAAUAAAGUAUGAUAAAUCUCU
This is a messenger RNA of Xyrauchen texanus (razorback sucker), 5208 nucleotides long. RefSeq names its product tumor necrosis factor alpha-induced protein 2-like. Bases 55 to 2361 code for a protein of 768 amino acids. Gene Ontology annotation, biological process: exocyst localization; exocytosis. The record is from RefSeq and is a predicted model, not a curated record. Gene Ontology annotation, cellular component: exocyst. The transcript is spliced from 14 exons. Gene Ontology annotation, molecular function: SNARE binding. Lineage: Eukaryota; Metazoa; Chordata; Actinopteri; Cypriniformes; Catostomidae.